This is a messenger RNA of Tripterygium wilfordii, 834 nucleotides long. RefSeq names its product salutaridinol 7-O-acetyltransferase-like. Bases 1 to 834 code for a protein of 277 amino acids. The transcript has 2 exons. The record is from RefSeq and is a predicted model, not a curated record. NCBI's taxonomy places the organism in Eukaryota, Viridiplantae, Streptophyta, Magnoliopsida, Celastrales, Celastraceae.
AUGGAAGCAAAGGUUAUAUCCAAAGAAACCAUAAAACCAUCCUCUCCAAAACCUCAACAACUUAGAAACUACAAGCUCUCACUUCUUGAUCACCUUAUCCCAUCUCCAUAUUCACCAAUUGUGCUCUUCUAUCACUCCAAUAUGGACUCUUUGACCAUUAUUUUCCAACACUCUGUAAUUAGUCUAGACUUGCUAAAGAAAUCUUUGUCGAAAACACUAACUCGCUUUUACCCACUCGCCGGGAUGAUCAACGAUGACCUCUCUAUCGAUUGCAGCGACGAAGGAGCUUAUUAUGUUGAAACAAAAGUGAAUUGUACUCUUUAUCACUUCCUUACCAGUCCAGAUCUCUUGUUAAUACAUAGAUUCCUUCCCUGUGAUCUGAUAUUGAAGGAAUCUGUAGGGACUUUUGUGAGUAAUUUUCAAGUGAACGUUUUUGAAUGCGGUGGCAUUGCGAUUGGCAUAUGUAUAUCACACAAGGUGCUCGACGGUGCUGCGCUAAACACCUUCAUCAAGGCAUGGUUUGGCGCUGCUCGUGGAUGCGGUGAAGCACUAUUGCCUAAAUUUGUUGCCAGUUCUCUAUUUCCUGCAAGCGAUUUCUGGCUCCGAGACUCAUCAAUAGUCAUGUGGGGUUCAUUGUUCCGACUAGGCAAGUGUAGGACUCGAAGGUUUGUGUUUGAUUCCUCGGCAAUAACCUCUCUUAAGGCCAAAGUUGAUCUAAAAUUCUAUUCUACUCGUAUCGAGGCAGUUUCGGGUUUCUUGUGGAAGUGUUUGAUGAAAGCAAAUAUGCAGCGGAAACUAGAGCGAUCGACAUACCUCCAGCCAUUGAUAGUUUAA